AUGGCGGAGUACGAUAUCCGACAUCCCUCGCGUCGGUCCUCUUCUCGGACGUCCUCGUCUUCGCGGCAUAGCCAGAGGGCUAAGACUGUGCGUACGAUGUCUCAGAAACGUGUUUCCGCCUCGUCCAACACCACUACCGACCUGACAUCGUUCCCGUCGCUAUCCCCUGAUCGUUCGCCGGAAGGUUUUCAGGGUCACCCUGCGUUGAACAACGCCCUGUCGAACGCGUUGUUAGAUGGCGAUAAUGGAGAUACCACCAGAGACUCGAGUCGUGAUCGGAGAGCAGCCCUGGCGAAGCUUACUGGCAGUUUCCCGCAAACCUCUAAUCGUGCAGCGUUGUUUGGUGACUCGGUCCCAGUGCGCGACGUUCCGGGCGCGUUACACUUGGCGGACGACCCGCAUAUCGAGCGACUAAUUGCGAGCACGGGGGCAGUCAAGCUGGUUAGACAAUUUGCUCGCGACUUGGCUCAACGGGAUGCCGAGAUCUCGGCAUUGCGUCAACGUGCCGAUACGAGGGAGAGGGAGCUGAAGAGAAUGCUACGUGAGGGCUCGGUUUCGAAUCAAGACAUUGAGCGUCGGCUUUACGCGCUUGAGAAUUCCCCGAAUAGGGCGGACCAAGACCUGGACGAUGAUGGUAACAUGGAGCAAGCAGCCAAUCAUUCCCCUGGUGUCCAUGGGCUAAUGCAGCAAGCCUUGGCCGACGAAGUAGGGUCCCAUAAUGGUGACGAGGCUUUGGAUUCUGCUCCUCCGGCACAAGCCACCAUUCGUCCCCAGCAGCGUUUAGAGAGCGACGCUAGGUCCGGCACUUCAAGCACUGAUUCUGGAACUAAUCAAAAGAGACAGAGUUCUCGUAGCUGGCAAGAUUAUAUCUUUGGUAGCACCGCAGGCAGCCGAAAAACAAGUCGUGCAAGCAGCAUCAUGAGUGAAGUUGGGGAAGUUGAGGGGGAAACUCGACGGCAACAGAAUAUGAGCAACCCUUCAACUCGUCGCAAGGCUCUUGACGAACAGCUCUUCCAGCCACCUGACGGACAGUCUGCACUCGUGGUGGGGGAUGGGAAACGCUCUCUGGGUGCAAUAUCGAACGGCGAUGACAGUAGUAUUCAUUCCCGCAAGUCUUCCAAGUCUAUCGCGUCUUGGACAGUUAAGUUGUUUGCAGGAAAUCCCCAGGCCUGGAAGGAUGGAAAUGACACAGACAGUACUCGCUCUACAGCCUCGUCAAAUGCUCGGGGGAGAAGCAAGGUAGACCCGUCAACACUCCCGGCGAGUUCAAAAGGAGGCUUGUCGGCUGUGGCGGCAUUGAAACGAAUCAAUAGCAAUGCUAGCAUACAUGGUGCCCCUGGCCGAUUCUCAAAUGGGCUAGGUGGUAUGCCCAGGUCGAAUCAGGCUGGUCGGAGGAAUGCAGCCACAAGCGCUUCGAAUGGGUCAGGCGCUGAGAGUGCUGAUAAGAACGCAACUAAUCUCGGCCCUGUUGAGAUGGAUGCUAUCCUUCCGAUAGAGUCACGACCUCCGACUCUUUCUCACAUGUACAACAACUACCAGCCGGGAGAGCUUCUCACCGAUCGAUUCGGCUUCAUUUACGACCAACGUCGAAAGAAAAGACAGAGGGAGGCCAGCGUACUGAAGAACACUGGCAACCAGUUAAGCAUGGCAGAAACUCUUAACAGCUUCCGAAGUGAUAAUUCCGACGGCGAAGGUGCCGAUGAUGAUGAGAUCCAGAAUCCAAUGCACUCUGCUUCGGAGUCCAGGCGUUCCCCCAUUUCAGUUUCUCCCGAAGACCCAGAGGCUGGAGGUGUUGCCAUCUGGGGAUGGCAGGAUUACCUGAGAAUUGCCACAGGACCGGCCGAAUUAUUGUCACACACACCCUCUGCUGGCCCAAUUGUAUCGUUGACCACCGCCGGAGAAACUCCAUCUCGUAACUCCGGAGUAAGUCUCGAUAAACGCAGCUCUCUUUCUGUUAGCCAAAUUACCGAGCCAUCGGCAUCUACGUCUACGGUUGUUGCGGAUCGUCCCGAAUUUGCUGGUGUAUCCAGCGAUGAGCCGAUAGUUGCAACGAUAAAUGCGACGACAAAGGAGAACGAGCCUGUCAAACUGCUCCUUGAACAACUGACAGAACUCCAUGACUCCCUGCAGCGGGACAGAACAGUCAGAUGGAAUGAAUUCCUCCGCAAAGUGCGCGCAGAGCGUAGAAAAGAAGGAGAGGCGGCGGCGGCGGCAGCCGCCGCCUCUGAUCGUCAAUUGCAAUCUGUUAACAUGCCGGAGGCGUCUCUCACCGAUGGCGAAGUGGUGGGCAUAGCAGGAUUGGGGAACAAGGGCAAGGUUGGUCGUGCAAAGUGGCGCGAGUUCCGGUCUCUUGUCCUCGGUGGAAUCCCCGUUGCUCUCCGAGCUAAGAUUUGGUCUGAAUGCAGUGGCGCAACUUCUAUGCGGGUACCUGGCUACUAUGACGAUCUGGUGAGGGGAACAGGUGGAUGCGAUCCCGAUGCGUCGGUUGUGGCACAAAUUGAUAUGGAUAUCAACCGGACGCUGACCGAUAACGUGUUCUUCCGGAAGGGCCCAGGUGUUACCAAACUCAAGGAAGUUCUUGUUGCAUACUCCCGACGUAACCCGGAAGUUGGAUACUGUCAAGGCAUGAAUCUCAUUGCGGCGUCCUUACUUCUGAUCACACCUACCGCUGAAGAUGCCUUCUGGAUUUUGACGUCCAUGAUUGAGAUCAUUUUACCAGAGCACUAUUAUGACCAUGGCCUCCUAGCUUCUCGAGCCGAUCAAGUCGUGCUGCGCCAAUAUAUCUCUCAAGUCUUGCCCAAGUUGGCCAUGCACCUGGAUACCCUGGGGGUUGAACUGGAAGCGUUAACGUUUCAAUGGUUUUUAUCCGUAUUCACCGACUGUCUGUCCGCAGAGGCACUAUACCGUGUCUGGGAUGUCGUUCUCUGUCUCAAUGUCACCAGUGUAGUGAACAACUCUACCUCCAAUCCUCCAGCUCGAGACACCAACGACGCCAACCUUUCCACCGCGAACGAUCUGGCCUCGGGCAGUGGUGGUGGCAGCACAUUCCUUUUCCAAGUUGCUCUUGCACUCCUCAAACUCAACGAGCAGCAACUUCUCUCAACUUGCUCCACCCCCGCAGAGCUAUACACAUACAUCAACCACCAGAUGACCAAUCACGCAAUUAGCAUCGACGGACUCAUUCAAGCCAGCGAGGCACUGCGGAACGUGGUCCGUCGCGAGGAUGUAGUAGCUCGGAGAGCGGAAGCAUUACGAGAAAUGCAAGAAUUUGGAGGUUAUCAAUCAAAUGCGGACACCAAAUGA
Messenger RNA from Aspergillus tanneri, 3303 nucleotides. Its product is annotated as TBC domain-containing protein. The transcript has a single exon. Bases 1 to 3303 code for a protein of 1100 amino acids. The record is from RefSeq and is a predicted model, not a curated record. NCBI's taxonomy places the organism in Eukaryota, Fungi, Ascomycota, Eurotiomycetes, Eurotiales, Aspergillaceae.